CCAAAUCUUACAUAUGCAUAGUAAACAUAUUGUUAAACUGCCAAUUGCGCCUAUCUUUACUAGAGAUAACCAUCGUAGCCAAUUUAUUGAGAAAUUCUAGAUUUUCCUUUCUCGCGCACGGACCUGCAGUGGUCCCCAGGCCUCAUCGGAAAUGUUCGUAAUGUUCGUAGAAAUGGCUCUCAGCGCUGUGACGAAUGGACUCCAUAUUUAUUUAGUUCUUUUCUUACUCUUCCUAGCGGGAUUUGUUUUUAUUUUAUAUAGAUUGCUUCGUUUUCCUAAACCCGGUCCAUAUGUUGUGAAAAGUUUUAUCCGAAGGAAUGCAUCGAACAGGGAUUCGCCAGUUCUUAUUGCUCAUCGCGGUGCCGGCCUCGAAGCCCCGGAAAACACUCUCGCCGCGUUUAGAAAUGCCAAGAAAAAUGGUGCCCACGGAGUCGAGUUUGACUUAGACUUUACACGAGACGGAGUCCCAGUAAUAAUUCAUGAUAGCAGUGUUGAUAGAACCACAGAUGGCGUUGGAAAUGUCAGUGAUAUGGACUUUGAACAGCUCAGACUGUUGAAUGCUUCAGCAAGGCACUCCACGCGGGAGCAGUUUCCGAAUGAGUGUAUUCCAUCCCUGGAAGAGACCAUCUCAACGUGCAUUAACCUUGGGCUUCAAAUGUACAUUGACGUUAAAAAAUUCACUGAAGCUAACAAGGUAGCAAACUGUUUGAAAGAUGUAUUCGCCAGAUAUGAGCUUUAUGACAAAGCUAUGGUGUGUUCAUUUUACCCAAAUGUGAUUUUUGAGGUUCGUCGAGCAGACCCCAACAUUCUGACCGCUCUAACAUGGCGAAAGCAUGUGAUAGCUAACAGGAUGGAUGGGGUGCCGCGCCACAAGCCAUUAUGGUUACAGCUCAUUACUCCCGUCCUUGACAGAAUAUGGGAGCUGCACUUGCAUUCUUGGGUGUUUGAUUUCUUGGGAGUUAGUGUAUUUCUAUGCAACAAGGACCACGUUUCUAAGUUCUAUGUGGAGGAGUGGAGAGAACGUGGAGUCAGCCUCGUAUUAUGGACUGUUAACAACCCCGUUGAGCAAAAGUUUUUCUCACAGAGCCUGAAGCUUCCAAUAAUGACAGAUUAUCUUUGUAGCGAGACGCCAUAUGAGGAGCAGUCUGUGUGACAUCGAGCAGUUACUUUAUUAAUGUCUGCUUUUUCUAUGAAGGGAGGUAGCAAGGCUGAAAUGGAAUCUGGUCAGGAUUCUUGAAAGCCAAAUCAGACAUACAUAAAUGAACUCUUAUCUAGCUACUCAAUCUAUUUGAAUGAUACAGAUCCAAUGUUCAAACAUGGAUAAUGCUAAGGGAAGGGUCAUUAUUUAGGGGGGGGGGAGGGCUGCUAAGUUUUUUUUUUUUGCUUCAAAAAUUUCGACUCUCCCCAAAAAUAAAGGAUAGAAAUGGUGUCCCUCCCCCAAAGAGGCUACCAAAAAUAAAGGCCCUCCUCCAAAACAAAAAAAGCUAAAAAUUUGUAUGUGUGCAUGGGGGGCACUGACAUGUCAUUAAGGGACGGCGGAGCAGGCUUAAACACCUCCAAGCCAGCAGAAAAGUUGAUUUCGAGCCCAUUUUUUCAGGGGUGUAAAUAAUAUUAUAUAGGGGGGUCUGGGGGCAUGUGCAAAUUUUCUGUGAAAAUUUUGCCAUUUUCAAUUAAAUGAAAUGCUAAUUAUUGUUAAAACCUAAAUGGAAUAAAGCAUCAUUAGCUCAAGAGAUUAUGGAUAGCCUAAAAUUUAAAAUUUUGCACCGAAAACAUGAGUGGAGAGCAAAUCACUGACUGCCAUGUUACCUGUGCAAAAAUAGCAAUUUUACAAGAGACAUAAUUUGUCAUGGCUACAGUAGCUUGGCAGUGUUAUGAUUGUAAUUGCAAAUUCGAGCCCGGGGAUGGGAGGAGCUUUCCCUUUUAUAGCAGAACCUCGUGUUUAACACUAUUCACAAUAAAAGUGUGAUGAACCACGA
Nematostella vectensis (starlet sea anemone) is the source of this 1976-nucleotide messenger RNA. Its product is annotated as glycerophosphodiester phosphodiesterase 1. Lineage: Eukaryota; Metazoa; Cnidaria; Anthozoa; Actiniaria; Edwardsiidae. The transcript is spliced from 5 exons. Bases 152 to 1153 code for a protein of 333 amino acids. Gene Ontology annotation, molecular function: phosphoric diester hydrolase activity. Gene Ontology annotation, biological process: lipid metabolic process. The record is from RefSeq and is a predicted model, not a curated record.